AAAGGAGACGAGCAGACACCGUAUCACCGUCUGUUGGUCACCUCUAAAGACCAGUAGUGUGUUUGGAUCCCUUUCUUUUUUUUGGAGCAUCGUCAGAGCGGCGUCUGGCAUUGGCGUGACGCGUGUGUGGUAUCGUAGCUUGAGUGGGUGAGUAUGAUCAAGAUCUACGGCGUGGGGAGGGGACGGGGGAAGGAGGGGGAGAACAAGCCUGCCGCGCCGAAGCGACAGCCGGGAGAGAUUCGGAUACAGAAAGGUGAGGCCAACACGACACACACGGGCUAGGGAGGGACACGAAUGCACUUGUGUGUGGCGCACGCACAGCCAGAAGCCACGAGAAACACCAGAUUCCUGUUGUGCCUUUCUUUCUGUGUGUGUGCUGUCCUGUCGUUGCUCUCUGCCUGUGGUCAGAGUUGGAUGAGUUGGAGCUUCCGCCGCACACGAGCAUCGCCGUGCCGGACAAGAACAACCUGAUGGCCUUCCACAUCACCAUCGCACCCGACGAGGGCUUCUGGAAGGGCGCCACCUACAAGUUCGUGUUCAACGUGCCCGGCGCAUACCCACACGAACCGCCCAAAGUCAAAUGCGAAACCAAGGUGCGCAUUUGCGUCGGCGGAGGGGAGGGAGGGGGAUGGUGUGCUUGUGUGGGGGUGGGUGGGCGGGUGAUGGAUUUGUUGUGGUUGUGCUGUGUGUGUCAACCAGAUAUAUCACCCGAACAUCGAUUUGCAGGGCAACGUGUGUUUGAACAUCUUGAGGGAAGACUGGAAGCCCGUCCUCAGCAUCAACACCAUCGUAUAUGGACUGCUGUACCUAUUCCUCGUACGCACAGCACACACUCCACAGACAUGAAUGACAUGCCCUCUCACACACGCGUAACUGUUUCCAUGUGGGUGGUGGAUGCCCUAAUGUGUGAUUGUCAUCAGGAGCCCAACCCAGGCGACCCAUUGAACCACGGUAGGGUAGGACACACCUGGGGUGGCGUGACCAACACACACAGAGAGGGAAGCAGAGACCCAUGCUGUGCUGUGUGCAAUCGUGUGUGUGUGUGUGUGUGCAGAGGCUGCUGAUGCGCUGCGGACCGACCGGGUGAACUUCGCACGUCUGGUCGGGCGGUCGCUCAAGGGCGGGGUCGUGGCGGGCGAGUCGUUCCCUAAGCUCACAUGACCCGCCCACACGCGUACACCACAUACAUACGCACCCUACCUACCCUACUCUUUUGCCUUCUCUAUACGCCAGUCAGUCUACCUUGCCUGCCUCCCUCCCUCUCUCCCCCUCUCCC
Molecule: messenger RNA, 1276 nt
Organism: Vitrella brassicaformis
Lineage: Eukaryota; Vitrellaceae
Source: the annotation of a GenBank genome assembly